ACCAGGACGGAUAGAAAUAGAUACUUACAUCACUACAAACAUAUUGAAAUAUAUGGGAGUGUCAGGAUUGAAAUCGACAGAGGUGAAAUAGCUUGCAAUUAAAAUCGAUACCACUUGGGCCCACAGUUCUUUUUAGUCGGUCCAUGACAAAUCUUGUCCGUAAUAUCGGAGGCCAGUUUGUCAUUCUGUUUAGGGCAACAAAGGGCAGCUUCCCUCUGUGAUGCUAAUCAGCAGCCCAAUAAUUGCUCUCGACUCUUAUCAGCACUACAAUCUGCCUCCCUUGUGUCCUCAGCAAUAGAGGCAAUUUCUGCGUUGUUGUAUUUUAUGCAUGACAAACUAGAACUACUAUUUCAACUUUGACGACUUCGAUCCUGACACAUCCAUGAAGAUGAAAAAGCUACGAAACAGUAUUACAACAGCAACAAGAUGAAGGACCGGGACAAGUUAAGUAGAACAAGCUGCGACAAGAACAACCGGUUCUCGAGAACACCACAACUGCUCUGCCUUUGCUGCAAAAUUAAUCUCGAUCAUUUACGAAAACGAAAAAUUAAGAAUAGACUUGCCGAAAAAAUAAAGCACUACCCCACGACAAAAGAAAAAAAACCAGUACUACUAGCACAGCCGUCCACAACUACAGCUGCGAGCUUCUGACUAUACUCCACAACUACAGCUGCGAACUUCUGACUAUACGUGCCAAUGGAUGGUGGAAAAUAAAUUCUAGAACUUCUAAAGAGCGCAAAAACUACAAAGUGCGAAAGGAGGAUGGAAGAACCAACUGUAGUUGAAAAUAGAAGUUGAUGUCCUCAAGAAGAACAAUGGUUUCAGUUUCAGAUUAUAAUGGCCCGCCAGGUCCGUGAGGAACUUACUACAACUAGAGAGGGCAAGAACUUCUACGUACUUACUUACAGUUACAGCGAGUAGUUCUACUAGUUGGAGGAUAUCUUUAUCUUCAGAAUUUCAUGCUGCUUUCUUCUUCUCCAGGACCAGGACCAUUAAGAUUGACCAAGUUUGGUUAUCAGUCCUGGUCCAGCAGAGACGAAGAGGAAGCAGGACUGAAUCAUGGCACUUCGCUGCGCCAAAAAAAAGCUUGUUUUUCUACUGAAGAGAAGAUCAACAUCAACCAGCAAGAACUUCUUGAAGAAAACUUUGAUUGCGCGUGCUUUUUUAGAAGGGAUGGAAUAAGCGGAAAGGUAGUAAACUGGUGA
Messenger RNA from Amoebophrya sp. A120, 1205 nucleotides. The record is from the annotation of a GenBank genome assembly. NCBI's taxonomy places the organism in Eukaryota, Dinophyceae, Syndiniales, Amoebophryaceae.